UCUCGACAUCAUGAAGCUCGCAAUCGCAGCCAUUGUUUUCAUCUGCGCGCUAGCUGGGACGCACUACGGUACUGCAAACCUUAGAUCCUCAAUUCUCCAUCGGUCUACUAGUGACAACUCCAGUUGCGCGGCUAUGGGACUCUUCAAUCCAUUAUGUAGCACACCGAACGAAACAUCAAACUGCCUCAACAUUUGUGGCGGAAAUGAAACUGCAAUCAAAACCGUUGAAUUCUGUGUCAACAAACCAGGAGGGAUAUUCAAAAUCGGAGACACAUUACAGUGCGUGGCUUCUGUACAAGUAGAUCAUCCGCCGAUCGGAAAUCUGUACUAUGAUGUUCAAGCCACGUUUACAGGGGGAAGGAGUGCAAACUUUGGAGGUGGACUAUGUAGUUCUAGUCCUGAUUCUUGCCGCACAACAAACUUAAAGUUCAAUAUAUCUCAACUAAUUCCAGACACGUGGUCUUCUUAUAUAGGUCUCGUUCAGGGCCAUCUUGAUAUAAGAGAUGGUUUUGGACUUAUCUUGUGUCUCAAUGGAUCUGGUACUCUCGAGAAAUAAAUUACGUGAAGGCGGUGUGAUGAACAUUGUUACGGGUGACUGUCUAGAUAGCGUAUACACUAGAACAGCGUGAACUGAAGCUUUACUUCAACAUUAGUAAAGUAGUUUAGAAUUUGCUGAUAUGUUUGUAUACAAUAGUUAGGCUUUGUAUUAUUGUUUCUAUACCAUUGGACCAGAUCUUUAGGAUAGUCAACUAUGAUAGUAUCUGAAACAAAGUCUGGGUUUUAUUUGUUGUUGCUGUUGUUAUUGUUAUUGUUAUUGCUGUUUGUUUAAAUGUAAUAUAGUCGCGGUGUUUUAGUUAUUACUUGUGUUGUGCUUGUUUUGUUAUUAUUGUUGUUGUUAUUGUUGUAGUCUGUUUUAGAUGUAAUAGUAGUGGUGUUUUAGUUAAUUGUGUUGUGCUUAUUUGUUUUUGUUGUGGUGGUGGUGAUUGUUGUUGUGGUUGUUGUUGUUGUUCUGGUGGCCCGGUUGUGGUGAUGGUGGUGUUGGUGUUGGUAUUGGUCGUACUGAUAGUCGUCAUUGUAAUUAUAAGUCUGGUUUAUACAGUAAGCACUUGAAGCAAUUAAUACUUGCCUCAAAAUUGCUUAGAUCUUUAUGGUUAUCUAUAGACACACGAUAUGACUUGACUGCUAUGUUUCAGGGUGAUCUUAGUAAUGCAGAUUCUGAGAACACGCACUAUGCAAAAAUAAGUUCUGUCAAUCUUACUGGCUGCAUACAACGCAGUGAGUUGUGAAUUUAUUAGUUUUAUCAGGUGGUGGGACUAAGGAGAAUGGACUAAGGAAGAUGCUGAUUGGAGAUAUGAAAACACGUUUCAACGACCAAGACUUUUGUAAUUGCUUGAAUGCUUGUGAAAAUAUGGAAGAGCUGUACAAACAGGUGGUUUACCUUUUAACAACUUGUGGAGAGGUUAACGCCUCUGGACUUGUUGUAAGGCUUUGCUAAAGUUUGGUUUCGAUUUAAUUUACUAUACUAAACAGCCAUAUUUUUAGUUCAUCUUAUA
Messenger RNA from Corticium candelabrum, 1553 nucleotides. RefSeq lists its product as uncharacterized. The record is from RefSeq and is a predicted model, not a curated record. NCBI's taxonomy places the organism in Eukaryota, Metazoa, Porifera, Homoscleromorpha, Homosclerophorida, Plakinidae. The coding region runs from base 11 to 556 and encodes 181 amino acids. The transcript is spliced from 5 exons.